GAUUUCUGGUAUUCUAAUUUUUCAUUUACGAGAAUAUCAUACUAGUCAUUCCCACCGCCUACAUAUUGUGAUCGUGAAUUGGGCAUUAUAUUUCUGUAAUUGUUAAUCAUGCCUCUUCAAUUCUCAUUUGGAGAUGGUUUAAGCUGUAACUGUUUAAAUCUAAGGAUCCUAGGAAUCCCGAAUGACACGAAACAGAAAUGGGUUCCUGUUCCUAGUGACCUUAUUCGUAUUAAAUUAUAUAGCCUAUCUCAGGUUCAUCAUAUAGAAGGGAAAUCGAUAGUUGCCUGUAAGGGAUGCUGUAUUUCACUUUUUGUCGUGAAGGAAGUAGUACACGAUCUGAAGCUGUAUCUGAAAGAAAAAGAAGAUGUUAAUGUAGAAAUUUACGUUUACGAAAAAGCAAAGCUUCUCUCUACCUUCAAAGAUACAAAAACUGUAUCUCAGUUUGGAAUUCGUAUGGACAUGCUUAGUUCGUUUCAAGACAUUACAAGUAAUGACCAAGAAAAUUUAAGAACUCAACUGGACCCGGAAAUAGAUACAUGUCUUAACAACCUUGUUUCCGAAAGAAAGAAGGAAAACCGACAAGCAUUGCUGGCAUUCCUUCGUUCCCAGCAGAAUUCUUAUGAAGAGUAUACGAAAAAACUCAGACGGGAGGCAUUUAAUUUAAAUCAAAAUACCUUACACGAACCCAAAAUUCGGUAUGAAGGCGAGAUGAAGGCUUUUGUGUCUCCAUUUCGUGAAAGUUUACCUAAUGGCAAGUCUGAAGUAAAACACUCUCAUCGCACUCGAAGAAGCAAAUCUAAGAAGCAUGUUGCAUUUACCGAUAAAUUCGAAGUAAUCUCUUCUGAUAAAGAGCACCCUACUGAACCGGCUGGAUCCCAUAAACAAAGCUUAAAUGCACCGCAAUUUCUAGAAGCCUUGUCAAACAAAGAUAAUGAUGGUUUAGAAGUUUCCUCUCCAACAAAAGACGAUUACAAUUCUAGUGAAGAACUUGCAUUUGAUAUAAGUUUCAGUGAUUCCAACGGUGAUGAACAGCCGCUUGAAACUACUCUUCCCAGCGGCACAGGUGAAUCAGAUACCCUGACCUCCGAAAAACAUUCCAAAGAAAAAGAUGUGUUCAUGGAAUUAGACUCUUCUUAUUCUGAACGCCUGCCCAUGACGAUACAAUCGUCCAGCUAUACGGAACGUACAUCUUCGUCAAGUCUGAGUUCGGACUCUUCAUUUGAAGCACCAACGGCAUCUUUUGUUGACCGUAAAGAAAGAUGGUCACGUAUGUUGCAAAAGGCAGACGAACAUAGUCGUAGUGUACGUGCUAAGAGUAUGGGCUACAAUUUAGCAAAUGAUGAUCCAAAUCUUAUUACCUCUUAUAAGCACUCUUUUUUAUCGCAUGGUUGGAAGAGUCUAAAUUAACGAGGAUCCUUAGAGCGCUUGGAAUAUCUUACUUUAAUUUUUACCUUUUAUUUUUGCUAUAAUUUUUGGAUGAAUAUGCACCUGUCACGAAUCAGUUUAAUGCAAAUAGUCAUGAUUUUUAUUAAUGAUAAUACUCUCAACAUUUGUGAACGAUUUCAGUAGACAAUGAA
Molecule: messenger RNA, 1577 nt
Organism: Schizosaccharomyces cryophilus OY26
Lineage: Eukaryota; Fungi; Ascomycota; Schizosaccharomycetes; Schizosaccharomycetales; Schizosaccharomycetaceae
Product: tor Complex Tor2 interacting protein 1
Exons: 2
Coding region: 109-1407 (432 amino acids)
Source: RefSeq, a predicted model, not a curated record